AUGGAGCAGGCAAAUGCCGGCACCGGGGCGGCCGCCGGUCUUGCCCAGGGUGUUCAGACCAUUAUUCACAGACGCCGGCCUUCUGCUCGUGGUCGCAGAGUCCAUUUCGCUGAACAGCUUGUUGAAACUGCUCCUGCUCCUGAGUAUCAUCCUGAGCCUUCGUCUUCGUCUUCAUCUGAGCCUUCUUCUUCUGCUCGUUAUCAUCCAUCUUUCCCUUCAUAUAAACCCCAGAUGAACCCAGAAAACCGUACCCAGCACCCUCUUCCUCUUGUCAAAGAGUUCAGCUUCCUGGAGAUCCUCGAGCUGGACGAGCUGGCCUCUGGAAGAGACCUGCCAGGCCGCAACAGCUUGAUCGUGACCCGUCAUCCUCUCGUCUCUUUCACAAACCCUGCCUUCUCCCAUCUUCCUAUCCGCCGUCCCCCUUCUCCAGACAGUCCAAGACUCACUCAGCCUCAUUUCGGCAUGUCUACCGUCCCCGAGUCGGAACUGAGCAAGGCUCGGCAGGCCGCUUCUGAGGCCGAGCAGUCUUCUGAUUUCGAGGACAUGGAUGAUCAGGAUAUCUCUGACCGCGACUCUGUCCAGGGCAGCCCUUCUCAAGGCACUUCUGCUCAGAGCACUGUUGUCCAGGACGUUUCUCACGACACUUCUUCUCACGGCACGUCUGUCCACGGCGCUUCUCCUCGUAGCCUUUUGGCUCAGAGCACUGUUUUGGGGGACACUUCUCAUGGUAGUUCUGCUCGAGGCGCUGCUUCUCGUAGCCUUUUGGCUCAGAGCUCUGCCUUCGAGGACACUUCUUCUCUUGGCCUUUCUUAUGGUCUUUCUUCUCGUGGUCUUUCUUCUCGUGGUCUCUCUUCUCGUGGUCUUUCUUCUCAUGGCCUUUCUUCUCAUGAAACUUCUCAUAGCCCUUUUGCUCAGAGCACUGGUUUCCAGGACACUUCUUUUCACGGCCUUUUUUCUCGUGGCACUUCUUCUCAAAGACUUUCUUCUUAUGGAAUUCCUUCUCAUGAAUUCUCUUCUCAAAACAUCUCUGCCCAGAGCACUACUUCUCAUGGCACUUCUGCGCAAGGCCUUUUUUCUCACGACUUUUCUUCUCAUGACACUUCUUCUUGUGGCUCUUCUUCGCAAAGCAUUUUUGCUCAGAGCACUGUUUUCCAGGAUACUUCUUCUCAUAGUCUUUCUGCCCAAGGCACUUCUCACGACACUUCUCAUGCGACCUCUGUCCAGAGCAUUUCCCCUCGCACUAUUUCCCAGAAUGUUUCUGCUCAUGACACUUCUUCACACGGCAUUUCUUCUCAUGGCACUUCUACCCAAGGCAUUUCUUCUCAGGACAAUGAGUCUUCCGCUGAACAAGCUCCCAGAGCAAAGUUCAAGAUGUCAAGAAGCCUGGCAGCAAUGCGAGAGACGUUCGAGCCUCUUGAGGACGAGCCUCCCCGGAGGUUUAGAAUGACUAGAAGCGUCCGUGCGAUUGAGCAGUGCCCGGAGCCCAUGGAUGAUAUCGAACCAGUCAACGAACUUGUUGCGAGAUCUUCUCAAAUCUCUCUUUCUAGCGACCCCAAGUCUUCAAACGAGAACACCACGGCGCCUCCUCAUGCUGAACAUGAAAGCAAUGGCAAGACUGGAGUUGAGACUGAAGCUGAGAUCAACGCCGGCUCUUCCCAGGAGGUCACCAUCGGGUCUGCUGGAGAAAACAUGAUUACUACUGCUGCGACUGAAGUUGACGCCGAAGCCGAGCCCCAAGUCGACGUGGAAGCCGGCUCUUCCCCCGAAGGUGUCAGUGGAUCCAACGAAGAACGUCUUGAUGCCCCUGCUGUCUCGAACAUCAAUGUACUUCACCCAUGGCAAGUGAUCGACUACCACCUGUACCUGUGCAGCAUUGAACGUGGUCGGACGGAAUACAUGCGUCGCAAUGGUCUGUACAUGCUUGACGCGCACGAAUGCCGCCCCUUCUUUUUCGACGAAUUCUUCCGGGAAAAGACAUUCGAGGCUGCUUUUGUUGGACGGCGGCCGAAGCUUCUCAUUGCAAAUCUGCCCAUCGCCGAAGACGGGAUUCAUUUCAACGGCAGCCAGUACGUCUUGUAUUUCGAUUACAGGUACAACACCUUGUAUGCGCGCCGAUUCAACGCGAUUCCCGCAGACAUCACCAAGAUCAAGGAUGUGUGGGACAAGGGAGGAGACAUUUACAGCGUGGGGAUCGACAGCCUGCGCGACCUGCUGUACUCUUGCUUCCGACAGCCCGAUGGCCGUGUGCGGAUGGGCCUGAUCACCAUGGACUUCACCGACAGCAUGGCUCGCGAGAACGCAGACGAUCCCGGGUUGGAAGUUGUGAUCGCGGUGCUCUGGUGCCAGUUUGUUGUCGACCAUGCGGACAUUCUGUUUCUCGAUCCCCUCGACGACCCGGAAACCAUCAAGCAGGAGUACGAGUUCUACAUGGAGGAGUGCCGGCUCGUUCUGCAGCGGGCGUCGUACCGGGCCUGGUUCGGGCUGCGGGAGGGCGUGAGCAAGGAAGACUACAAGCACAAGGCGUAUGUCAACCGCUUCCUCAACGAACUGUACACGUUCGAGAAGUCUGCCGAGGACGGCAGCCUAAAAGACAAGUCCUGGCACGCUCCCAGCAUCGAGACGUGCGACCGGGUCCGCCAGGCCCGGCGGCACCAGGUCACCCUGGAUGUCGAGAGGAGCUUCGAGGAGAUGUUUGCCUCUCCUGCGGCCGAACCCCAGUCGGCCCAGGAGGUCGUCGACUCGAUGCUGGAGCGAACCAGCACGGAGACGGGGGCUUCGGGCCUCCUUUAA
This is a messenger RNA of Penicilliopsis zonata CBS 506.65, 2790 nucleotides long. RefSeq lists its product as hypothetical. The coding region runs from base 1 to 2790 and encodes 929 amino acids. The record is from RefSeq and is a predicted model, not a curated record. The transcript has a single exon. NCBI's taxonomy places the organism in Eukaryota, Fungi, Ascomycota, Eurotiomycetes, Eurotiales, Aspergillaceae.